Ostreobium quekettii is the source of this 1257-nucleotide messenger RNA. The record is from the annotation of a GenBank genome assembly. NCBI's taxonomy places the organism in Eukaryota, Viridiplantae, Chlorophyta, Ulvophyceae, Bryopsidales, Ostreobiaceae.
AUGCGGGAGCGCGUGCUGUUCGCCGUCAAGCACUCGCUGUACUCCAUGGCCAAGGCCCUGGGCCUGCGCAAGCUCCAGGACUACAUACAGGGCGCCACGGUGCUCUCCGGCGCCCCCCUGGUACUGCUGGGCGAGACCUACCAAGGCGACGCAGCCUCCUCUGAGCUGCCGAGCGAUGUCGCCGACGCCGUGCUGGCCGAUUUCGCCUCCAGACUGUGGAUGUCUUACCGGAGCGGCUUUCCGGCGAUCGGCGACGGCGAUCUGACGACGGACGCGGGCUGGGGCUGCACGCUGCGCAGUGGCCAGAUGCUCGUGGCCCAGGCGCUCGUCCGCCACGCGCUGGGCAGGCAGUGGCGGUGGGAGCCGGGCCAGUCGAGCCCGUCCGAGCUGGCCGAAGUCGCGGCCCUGUUUUGGGACCAUCCUGGGGAGGGCCACCCGCUGGGCCUGCACGGGCUGUGCGCGAAGGGGGGCAGGCAUGGGGUGGUGGCCGGGCGGUGGUUGGGUCCGUGGGCGCUGUGCAACGUGCUGGCGGAAAUCGUGAACUCCUCGCGGCCACUGGGGCUGCGAGUGGUGCUGGUUUCAGAGCCGGGUGGAGGCGCACCGUUCGUCAACAGAGAGCGGCUGGGGGAGUACUGCGCCCUGUUUGAGGGGGCCGAGAGGCAGGAAGGGGACAAAAAGGCAUCAGAGCCGCCUGGGGUGGGCAAGGGCGAGGGCAAGGGCGUGAAGGGCGAUUUAGGGGAUGAGACGCCCGGCGGCGGCCUGCAGGAAGGCGGGCGGGCGGGUGUGGUGGUCCUGGUGGCGCUGAUGCUGGGCGUCAACAAGGUGAACCCGGCGUACCUGCCGCAGCUCAAGGAGGUGAUGACCUGGCCGCAGAGCUUGGGCAUCGUGGGCGGCAGGCCCUCCGCUUCGCUGUACUUCGUGGGGCACCAGGAGGAGGAGGUGAUAUACCUGGACCCGCACGAGGUCCAGCCAGUGGCCUCCAACCCCGGGGACGCGUCCAGCUACCAGUGCCGGGUGCUGAGGCACAUGCCGAUCGGGGCCAUAGACCCAUCACUGGCGAUUGGAUUCUAUUGCAGGACGCCUGGGGAGAUGGAAGAUCUUGUGGAUCGGAUACAGGGGUUGGAGGAAAGGGCUCAAGGGGCGCCGCUGGUGACGGUCACGAGCGGCGAGCCGGGCAGCGCGAGGGGGGGCCUGGGGGCGGUGGAGGUGGAGGCGGACGGCGACGCGGAGCAGGGCGAUUGGGAGGUGCUGAGCUGA